UUUCUUUUUCCCUUUCUUUUCAACUUGAUUUUGUUUUGAUUCAAUUUGAAUUUUGUUCAACUUUACCCACCGGGUAAAAGUGUAAUACCUUUUCUGUGGUGGAUCAGUUGUUACUCUUUGGGUUCAUGUUAAUCUCUUGAUUUGUUUGCUUCCCUAUUAUGAUAAUCUUAAUAUGAUUUCUCCAUGUUGACUUAAAGGUAAAGGUUUUUUUCUUUACUGUACAAUCGGUAAAACGAUGAAUCCUAUUAUUAUUGAAGAACCGUUUCAACUGAAUUCUAAAUUGUUUCAUUUUCUUUUAAUUAAACCUGGUCCAUUGUCUUGUUCUUUUCUUCUUUGGAUUGGUGAACCUUGUAAUCCAAAAUUGGGUGAUCUUAGUUUAUCGGUGGCUAAAAAUUCAACCUCAAUUAUUGGUGAUGAUCUACAUUUAUUGUCCAGUAAAUUAUCACUCAAAUUGAGUAAUAAAUUCAGUCAAUCUAAACCCGUUUAUGUUUCACUCAAUAUACCGUCAACAAUUCAAACCGGUGAUUUCUUGAAUCAACUUGAUCAACAGAUUGUGUCAUUUUUGGAAAAACAUCUUACCAACUGAUUGAUACUCUCAAUUUAACAAUCAAUCGGAAUUACGAUUCACAGAGACAAUUUAAUUAUCUUCACAAAAUUUUCUUUCCAUCUUUCCAAUUGUAUUUAAUUUCUCCGAUCAAAUGGCUAGAAGACCAAAUGCUCAUUCCUUUGAACCUGGUGAGGGUGAAAAUGACCAACUCAUCUAUGGCCUUAAAAGCAAAGUCACAACACUUAAAUCGCUUUCAUUGGAUAUGGGGGAUGAGAUAAAAUAUCAAAAUGCUUUUCUUAAUGAAUUGGAUAAAGAUGCUGAUUCUACAUUCGGAAGUUUAUCGGCAAAUAUUAAUCGUAUUAAAAGACUUUCCCGAUCUGGUGGUUGUAAAUUUUACUUCUUGUUAAUAGGAUUCACUCUAUUUGUUUUCUUGUUCAUUUACAUGAUGAUUUAUAAGUAAAUCGGAUAAAAAGGAUGGAAAAUCAUUACUACAAAUAACACUUUCUAAUUCACA
Panonychus citri (citrus red mite) is the source of this 1061-nucleotide messenger RNA. RefSeq lists its product as uncharacterized. Gene Ontology annotation, biological process: endoplasmic reticulum to Golgi vesicle-mediated transport; vesicle fusion with Golgi apparatus. Gene Ontology annotation, molecular function: SNAP receptor activity. The transcript has 4 exons. Gene Ontology annotation, cellular component: Golgi trans cisterna; SNARE complex. Lineage: Eukaryota; Metazoa; Arthropoda; Arachnida; Trombidiformes; Tetranychidae. The record is from RefSeq and is a predicted model, not a curated record. Bases 699 to 1007 code for a protein of 102 amino acids.